UAAACAGUAACCUCUGACCUCUCUGUGACCUCUGACCGGGGGAAACCCUGCCCUGUGAUUGGCUGAGCUCACGCACGUGCGGACAGGUGAAUAUGGCGGCUCCGGUGUCCGUGGGUCUGAUCCUGCUGCUCGGACUCUGCUCCGGUUCCGGUCCGGACUCAGAGCGCGGGAGGAUGGAGCUGCGGCGCGUGCGCAGCCUCGCCGCUCAGCCCAGGUACGGAGAGUGCUGGGCGCGAGCUCUGGACCACCUGGACACUCGCUGCAGGGACCUGACGUCAGAGAGCCAGAGCUGGAUCGCGCUGAGCUUCACGCUGUGUCACCUGAGCAGCUCAGGCAGGGAUAUCCCAGCAUGCCCCGAGGGGUCAGAGGUCAGCAGGUGUACAGGUGCAAUGGAUGCUGUGGCCUUUAACGCCUACACAGAGUUCUUUACUCACACACACUCCAUGUGUCACUUCCUUCAGUCUGAGGCCUGGCAGAGCCGAGCAGAGACCACCAUGCACAGGUUAACAGAGACCUCAGCAGGUGUGGCUGAGCAGCUUGAGUCCACCAGGCAGAUGGCUGAAGAUUUGAUUGAUGCCCAGAGUGCUGCCUUACAGGCACAACAGGAAAUCCUGAACAACGGAGAGGAACUGAGAGUCACCCUGACAGACUCUACCCAGGGUCUGAGGGCGGUGUUCUCUGAGCUCAACAGUGCCUCCAGGGAGCAGCAGGUGGCGCUGUCUGAGCUCUUUAACAGAGUUUCCUUCCUGCAGAGCUUCCUGCUGAUGGAGGCUCACAGUCUGAGCUCCUGCUGCUACAACGCUGCUGCUCUCUGCACCGCCUUCCUGCUUACCUCCACCCAGCGGUCCUCCAGAGCCAGGUUGAUCCUGUUGAGUUUGGUGUGUUUAAAUUUCUACCUGGAGAGGAAGAUCUAUCAGUUUGUUCUAGACUCUGAUAAUCCUCAACACACACACAUGGAGCUGGUCAGUGUGUAUGUGAGUGUGUGUAGGAGGGUCAUGGUGUGUGUUGGAGUGUGUGUUCUGCUGUGUGUGUGUGUUAGGUACAGGGACCCGGUUCAGCAGAGUCUACAGGUGCUCAGAGAGACUCAGAAGAGCCUGCAGGAGGCGCUGCAGCACGCUGAGGGAUUGGGCGAGCGUCACAGGAGGACUCCGUCUGAUGUGAAGAGGAGGUCACAGAGCAGAAGAGGACGAGAGGAAGAGAAGAAGAUGAAGGAUAUAAAAAGAGAAGAAGAAGAGGAGGAGGAGAGUACGCUGCUGUGUCUGAACACAGACAGCUCUGACCUGUCUCACCUGUCCCUCACUGGUCAGUGCCCGUCUCACUGCUCAGUCACUAACUGACCUCUGACUCUUCAG
Messenger RNA from Notolabrus celidotus (New Zealand spotty), 1352 nucleotides. RefSeq lists its product as uncharacterized. NCBI's taxonomy places the organism in Eukaryota, Metazoa, Chordata, Actinopteri, Labriformes, Labridae. Bases 93 to 1337 code for a protein of 414 amino acids. The transcript is spliced from 8 exons. The record is from RefSeq and is a predicted model, not a curated record.